AUGCAUCGCUUCUGGGUGGCGAUGGGGUUGUACACCGCCACGGGAUGGAGGUUUGGCGUCCUCGAAUGGGUGUUACUAUGGCAGACAUCAACCAUAGUCAUCAACAUCUCAUGUCCGCCUCGACAAUACUUCUGGUGCAAGACACUGUGCAUGUCGAUGGGGAUCGCGGCACAACUGUCACAGGCUUGGCAGCUUGUUGCUCCUAUUGAUGCUGUUGGACGGCAGUGGAUUACUUUCAUGACUGUGGCGUACCCGCCUCCACUCAUCUUUGAGGAUGUGAGGGAUAUGAAAGGGGAUGAUGCCGCUGGUAGGAGGACACUGGCGCUCAUGUUGGGAGAGUGGCCGGUGAGGAUUUGGUUUGCGGUGAUCAUGGGCUUCAUGCCGGUGAUGGUGCAUGUUUUCCUGUUCAGUCUUGUUGGGGCGGAGAUAUGGCGGAUUGUCCUGUGUGACUCGUUCGUGGCGGUGAUUUGUUGGACGACUGUUGUUCGCAGCCUGACGAUGCGGAGCGUGAAAGCGGAUCGAGCCACAUAUCAGCUGUUCAUAUUCUCCUACGUAGUCGUACUUAGCUGUGGCUGCAUCCUCUGGGCGUAG
This is a messenger RNA of Zasmidium cellare ATCC 36951, 591 nucleotides long. RefSeq lists its product as uncharacterized. The record is from RefSeq and is a predicted model, not a curated record. NCBI's taxonomy places the organism in Eukaryota, Fungi, Ascomycota, Dothideomycetes, Mycosphaerellales, Mycosphaerellaceae. The transcript has a single exon. Bases 1 to 591 code for a protein of 196 amino acids.